Molecule: messenger RNA, 1071 nt
Organism: Nymphaea colorata (pocket water lily)
Lineage: Eukaryota; Viridiplantae; Streptophyta; Magnoliopsida; Nymphaeales; Nymphaeaceae
Product: mitotic spindle checkpoint protein MAD2
Exons: 7
Coding region: 161-790 (209 amino acids)
Biological process (GO): mitotic spindle assembly checkpoint signaling
Cellular component (GO): nucleoplasm; kinetochore; cytoplasm
Source: RefSeq, a predicted model, not a curated record
UCAGCACAACAGAAGAAGCCUCCGCGCCCGUUUCUGCAUUACUCUCUUCUUUGUUUCCGCACUCUCUCUGUCUCUCUUUGUGACCCCAUCAUUCAUUUCUCGUCUGCAAAAGGGAAAACCAGAAGGUGGUGAAAGAACAAUCCUGUUACAGAGGCACGCAAUGGCGGCGUCCAGGACGAUCUCAAAGGACAUCAUCACGUUGAAAGGAUCCGCUGCCAUCGUCAGCGAAUUCUUUGGCUAUGCGGCAAAUAGCAUACUUUACAAUCGAGGCGUUUAUCCAGAAGAAAGCUUCGUUAAGGUGAAGAAAUAUGGCCUGCCCAUUCUGUUAACAGAAGACGAGGGGGUGAAGACCUUCAUCGCCAACAUAACCACCCAACUAUCUGAAUGGCUUGAAUCUGGAAAGCUCCAGAGAGUAGUUCUCGUGAUCAUGAGCAAAGCCACCUCCGAGGUGUUGGAGAGAUGGAAUUUCAAAAUUGAAACGGAUGGCGAAGUUGUCGAAAAGGGUGUUUCUAGAGCCAAGAGUGAUAAAGAGAUAAUGAGGGAAAUCCAAGCCAUUAUGCGGCAGAUUGCUUCUAGCAUCACUUAUUUGCCCUGUCUUGAUGAGCCUUGUAUCUUUGAUGUGUUGGCGUACACUGACAAGGAUUUGACAGUGCCAGUAACUUGGAUGGAGAGUGACGCCAAACUGAUUAAGAACGCUCAAAUGGUCAAGCUUCAUUCUUUUGAUACAAAGAUCCACAAGGUUGACACGCUUGUUUCGUACAAGACCGACGAAUGGGACGAAGAACAGUAAAACUGGAAAGUUACUUGGGGAAUUUUCUAGUGCUGAUGAAGAAGGGCUUCACUUGUGAAUUGUUUAUUCACAAGGUUUUCUCCAUGUUGUUUUGGAUUCAACUGCUGUUGGAGUGUGUAGUGGUGGAAAAUGAGCUGAGCUCCAAGUAAUAGACUAUACGUAUCAUUAAGUUGGGUCAUGCAGAGCGUCCUCUUUCUCAUUGUGAUGGUCUUUCUGCUCUUCCUGCAUUUCUUUGAUUCAUUUUCUUUCAUGAAAAUUAAUAGCAGCAGCUAUUAUUGCCA